AAAAGAAUGCUUCUCUAGCUCUUUUGUUUGUUGAUUCUUGCUACCAUAAGGGAGAUCAACAUUUAGCGCAUCAACUCCACCAUGCCUUCAUCCACCAGCCUUCAUCAUCCAUUUGAGUUUGUUGCCAACGAUGGUUCUUCUCCUCAACAACUCAGCCUUGUGUUGUUUGAGCUAGCAAACCCCGAUUUCAACAAAAAUCUCCUAGGCUUCAACUCUUCCUUUCCACUUCUUCAAUCCAACUCUUGUAGUGUUUGCUACCACACAGGAGAUCAGCCUUCAGCGCAUCACCUCCAUUGUGCCUUCAUCCACCAACCUUCAUUGUCCAUUUGAGUUUGCUACUGGCAAUGGUUCUUCUCUUCAGUGGCUCAGCCUUGUGUUGUUUGAGCUAAUAAAACCACGAUUUCAGCAAAAAUCUCCCGAGCUUCAACUCCUUCUCUCCACUUCUUUAGUCUAGUUCUUGUAAUGUUAGUCCCCCUUCUACUUCUACUCAAUUUUUCAUGAUCAAAUUUCUUGAUUUAAUGGUUGUUUUAGCACUAAAUUUUUGAACUUUUU
Rubroshorea leprosula is the source of this 552-nucleotide messenger RNA. The record is from the annotation of a GenBank genome assembly. NCBI's taxonomy places the organism in Eukaryota, Viridiplantae, Streptophyta, Magnoliopsida, Malvales, Dipterocarpaceae.